AUGCCCCGCGCAACAUCAUCGUCGAAGCCUGAAGAGGGCUCCGUUCAGUGUGAAAUUUGUCAAGCAAUCAUUGCUCGCAAACAAGAUUUCCCUCGCCAUAUGCGGAUUCAUAGCGACAAACGAGAUGAGAUAAUCUUCAAAUGUCCUUGGCCCGGAUGUGCCUAUGAGAGUCUGCAGAGAAGUAAUGUCGACAUCCAUCAUCGUAUACAUACACAAGAGAAAUCCAAAGCAUGUCCUGAUUGUGAUUUCACUACCAGUGAUCCCGGAUCCUUGACGCGCCACCGGAAGAGAUUUCAUGGAUAUCAACCCAAAGCUAAAACGGCCUAG
This is a messenger RNA of Lentinula edodes (shiitake mushroom), 327 nucleotides long. RefSeq lists its product as uncharacterized. Gene Ontology annotation, molecular function: RNA polymerase II cis-regulatory region sequence-specific DNA binding; DNA-binding transcription factor activity. The record is from RefSeq and is a predicted model, not a curated record. Gene Ontology annotation, biological process: regulation of transcription by RNA polymerase II. The coding region runs from base 1 to 327 and encodes 108 amino acids. The transcript is spliced from 4 exons. Lineage: Eukaryota; Fungi; Basidiomycota; Agaricomycetes; Agaricales; Omphalotaceae.